Molecule: messenger RNA, 2928 nt
Organism: Pteropus alecto (black flying fox)
Lineage: Eukaryota; Metazoa; Chordata; Mammalia; Chiroptera; Pteropodidae
Gene: SQLE
Product: squalene epoxidase
Exons: 11
Coding region: 870-2600 (576 amino acids)
Biological process (GO): sterol biosynthetic process; cholesterol metabolic process
Cellular component (GO): membrane; endoplasmic reticulum
Molecular function (GO): flavin adenine dinucleotide binding; squalene monooxygenase activity
Source: RefSeq, a predicted model, not a curated record
GUGGUGCCCCGAGACUAGUGAAGGGAGCGCGGCGGUUACUCUGGUUACUACGGAAACGCCGCGCAGGCGAUGCUGCUGGAGACGCCGUAGGGAGCCGCCGCCACCGCCCUCUGGGGGAGCUCACUGGAGACCUCCGUCCACCGCGGGGAAAAGAGGUCGCGGACCGGAAGGUUCGGAGGCUGGCAAAACGGGAUCCGCUGCCAAGGAGAACUUCUCGAGGUAGGGGAUGCGCUUCCCUGUCCUUGAGCUGCAGCCUUGAAACCAAGUCCUUCUUUGGAGGGGAGAAGGCAGCUCGGCAGUUUCCCCCUUGACCGUGGUCUGCGCACCUGGCUGUCCCUCCGGGAGAGGAAUCUGACUCUGCGCUUGCCCCGGCAGCGCUAUCUUAAGAGGAGAGGCGGCAUUUGUCGCAGAGUCAAGAUAUUUCUUUGAUUCCCCUCCCCCCACCUCAUUCUCUCCUCCGAGGACACCUGAUGCUGGUGAGAGAGAACAGUUUUACAGCACGACGAGCCAACAUCAGAAUUAAAAAUAUCGCCCGCGACAGCGCCCAGGAAAAACCCAUCUAAAAAAAAAGUGGAAGAAAUGGAUUGCCUGAAAGAGGAGAGUCUAACUGUUGGAACAGGUGAUUUUUAAAUACUACUUUCUAAGUCCCGUACAACCUCCUCCCUUUCAGAUACUUUUAUACUAACUUUUUUUAUGAUUUUCUAAGUCUGACUUGAAUUGUAAUCCUGUGACGGUGUUUACGAGAAGUUGGGCCGGUUCCCCGUGUCUCUUUUGGGAACACAUUUUGGGGAGAACCUUCGAUCACCAAAACCCUACAAGGAAAACAAGAUCUCAGCAUCAACCGGUGCUACCAAAGGAGGCCUUGAACCAUGUGGACUUUUCUUGGCCUUGCCACUUUCACCUAUUUUUAUAAGAAAAGCGGGGACUUAAUCACUUUGGCCAACAAGGAGCUCUUGUUAUGCGUGCUGGUCUUUCUUUCGCUGGGCCUGGUACUCUCCUACCGCUGUCGCUACCGAAGCGGGGCCCUCCCGGGACGCCAGCAGAGUGGAUCCCAGUUCGCAGUCUUCUUGGAUAUUCUGUCAGCUUUGCCUUUCAUUGGCUUCUUCUGGGCCAAAUCCCCCACGGGAACAGAAAAUAAGGAGCAGCUCGGCUCUAGGAAGUGCGAAAAAGGAACCGGUAUUUCAGAAACCACCUUAAUAGAAGCAGCUGCCUCUACAUCGAUAUCUUCUCAAAAUGAUCCAGAAGUUAUCAUUGUGGGAUCUGGUGUACUUGGCUCUGCUUUGGCAGCGGUGCUCUCCAGAGAUGGAAGAAAGGUGACAGUAAUUGAGAGAGAGUUAAAAGAGCCUGACAGGAUAGUUGGAGAAUUUCUGCAGCCAGGUGGUGUUUGUGUCCUUAAAGACCUUGGUCUUGAAGAUACAGUGGAAGAUAUUGGUGCCCAGGAUGUAGAUGGCUACAUGCUUCAUGAUCAGGAAAGCAAAUCAACUGUUCAUAUUCCUUACCCUCUAUUAGAAAACAAUCAAGUGCAGAAUGGGAGGGCUUUCCAUCAUGGAAAGUUCAUCAUGAGUCUCCGGAAAGCAGCCAUGGCAGAGCCCAAUACAAAGUUUAUCGAGGGCAUUGUGCUGCAGUUACUAGAAGAAGAUGAUGCUGUGGUUGGAGUUCAGUACAGGGACAGAGAAACUGGAGACAUCAAGGAACUCCGUGCUCCAUUGACUGUUGUUGCAGAUGGACUUUUUUCCAAGUUCAGGAAAAAUCUCAUCUCUGAUAAAGUUUCUGUUCCAUCUCAUUUUGUUGGCUUGCUUAUGAAGAAUGCACCACAGUUUAAAGCAAAUCAUGCUGAACUUGUUUUAGCUAAUUCAGGUCCAGUUCUCAUCUACCAGAUUUCAUCUAAUGAAACUCGAGUACUUGUUGACAUUCGAGGAGAACUGCCAAGAAAUUUAAGAGAAUACAUGACUGAAAAAAUUUACCCACAAUUACCUGAUCACUUGAAAGAACCAUUCCUAGAAGCUGCUCAGAAUUCUCGUUUGAGGUCCAUGCCAGCAAGCUUCCUUCCUUCUUCACCAGUAAAUAAACGAGGUGUUCUGAUUUUGGGAGAUGCAUAUAACAUAAGGCAUCCUCUUACUGGAGGAGGAAUGAGUGUUGUUUUUAAUGAUAUAAAAAUAUGGAGAAAAUUGCUAAAGUCUAUCCCAGACCUUUAUGAUGAUGCAGCUAUUUUGCAGGCCAAAAAAUCAUUCUAUUGGACAAGAAAAAGGUCUCAUUCCUUUGUUGUGAAUAUUCUUGCUCAGGCUCUUUAUGAAUUAUUUUCAGGAGCAGAUGAUUCUCUACAGCAACUAAGAAAAGCCUGUUUUCUGUAUUUCAAACUGGGCGGAGUGUGUGUUGCUGGUCCUGUCGGGCUGCUUUCUGUACUGUCUCCUAACCCUGUGACUUUAAUUAGACACUUUUUUGCUGUUGCAGUCUAUGCCACGUAUUUUUGCUUUAAAUCGGAACCUUGGAUUACGAAACCCCGAGCCAUUGUCAGUAGUGGUGUUGUAUUGUACAAAGCAUGUUCUGUGCUAUUUCCCCUAAUUUACUCAGAAAUAAAGUACUUUGUUCAUUCAGCUUAAAGGGGAACCACUUGUGAAUGAAUAUUCGGAAGUCACCAAGUCCUUAGACACUGCUGGAAGAUUUACACAGCAUUGUACUGUACCAGUCCUAAAGCAGAAACUCUUGGACCAAGAUUGGGAAUAAUCUGUUUCUGAAAUAAUUUGUAUAUAAACAUGUAAAUAUAUACUUUAACUUGCGAUUUAAAAUGAAGAGUCAAAUAAGAUAGAAUAUUUAAAAGAAAUGUUGUUACCAUAGAAUAGUGCCAAUACUGAGAACAGUUUUUCUUUUGAAGUUGAUAUUCGGGAUUAGUUAUUGUGGGACACAAAUAAAAUGGCAACUGAACCCUCA